Molecule: messenger RNA, 3729 nt
Organism: Danaus chrysippus (African queen)
Lineage: Eukaryota; Metazoa; Arthropoda; Insecta; Lepidoptera; Nymphalidae
Source: the annotation of a GenBank genome assembly
AUGGCUGAUCCGUGGGUGAUUCAGCCACAUGAGCAUGUUAAGUUUGCCGAGCAUUUCCGUAAUCUUGGACCUGUGAACGGUACGCUCACAGGAGAACAGGCUAAGAGAUUCAUGUUACAGUCUCAACUUCCACCACCAAUUCUUGGCCAGAUAUGGUCUUUAGCCGACACCAAUGCCGAUGGCAAGCUGGAUCUCAAAGAAUUCUCUAUAGCUUGCAAGAUAAUCAAUUUGAAACUACAUGGAGUGGAAAUACCAAAAGCUUUGCCACCAUCAUUACUCGCCUCUUUAAGCCCUACUGGUGCUAAACAACAGUUUCCCCCACCGAAGCCACCGAUUCCACCAAUGCCGAAUCUUUCUCAAACUUCUCAACCACUUAUAAGCAACCUACCACCUUCUCAGCCACUUAUUAGCAACCUCCCACCUUCUCAACCACUUAUAAGCAAUUUACCACCUUCUCAACCACUUAUAAGCAAUUUACCACCUUCUCAGCCACUUAUAAGUAACUUACCAUCUUCUCAACCACUUAUAAGUAACUUACCACCUUCUCAACCACUUAUAAGUAACUUACCACCUUCUCAACCACUUAUAAGCAACUUGCCACCUUCUCAACCACUUAUUCCUAACCUACCACAAUCACAACCACUUAUAAGUAACUUACCAACCUCGCAACCAAUCAUGAGCAACCUUCCAUCGCAACCCUUAAUAAGUAGCCUACCAUCUAACCAAUUAAUUGGUGAUUUGUCAAAACCGAAUGUACCUGAUCUAAUCUCCGGUGUAAAACCUAUGGGUCAACCACUAACUGGUUUAAACCAGCCAAUGACUCAAAACUCACCACUGAUCAACCAAAAUAAACCACUAACCGGGAUCCCCCCACCCAUACCUCCACAACCAUCCCAAGCAUUGAUUGGCAAUAACCAAUCAGUUAUUGGUAAUUCCCAGCCAUUAAUUGGCAACAACCAAUCUAUGAUCUCGCAAGCUCCAACAACACAGUCGGAUUUGGUGGGUUUGAGCCAAUCUUUGGCUGGCCAACCGCCAUUGGUUGGGCCAACUCCAUUGGUCCCAAGCUCGCAACCUAAUAUCCCUAGUGGCGCUACAGUUGGUUCCAAUAUUGGCCCAACAAGUCCUCCGAAACCAGUGACCAGUAUGGCUCCAAUGCAACCAGUUACUUCAACGCCGAUUGUAGCUAAAAGCGAUUCAUUUUCCAAGCCUAGUUCUCUAGUAACAAGUCCCACUGAACCAUUGGGUGUUGUGAGCCCACCACCAGUAGAAUGGGGAAUACCACAGGCACAGAGACUCAAGUACACCCAACUGUUCAAUGUAACUGAUCGUGCUAAGACCGGUUCAGUCUCUGGAGCUCAGGCGAGAGCUGUGAUGCUACAGUCUAGACUACCUCAGCUGACAUUGGCUCAGAUUUGGGCGUUGGCUGACCUUGACUCGGAUGGCAAAUUGGGUUGUGAAGAAUUCGUGCUAGCCAUGUAUUUGUGUGAGAGAGCUACACAGGGUGAGCCGGUGCCAGCUAAAUUACCACCUGAGUUGAUACCACCUACUUUCAGACGCGAUUCAGUUUCAUCACAAACCAGUAUAAAAUCAUACGAGGAGAGAAGGAAAGAGAAUUUAGCGAGAGGUCAAGCAGAGUUGGAGAGGAGACGGUCACAAUUGGCUGACGCACAGAUGAAAGAAAAGGAAGCAGAGGCGGAGAGAGAGCGCAAAGAAAGAGAAGAAGCAGAAAAGAAGGAAAAAUUACGUCUGGAAGCACAGAAGAAGGAACAAGAAGAAUUAUUACGGAAACAGAAAGAAGAACAGGAAAAACGUGAAGCAGCCAGGAAGGAAAUGGAAAGACAGUGUCAAUUAGAAUGGGAAAUGAAAAGAACCCGUGAACUUGAAGCUCUUCGUACAGAAGAACAAUCCAAGGUAUUGAGUCUCAAGUCAAAAUCACAAGUCCUUACAGCGGAGUUGACUUCUGUGACCCUAAGGAGUGGAAACUUGGCCAAGGACAUACGAGAUACUAGAACGGCUGUGGCCAGUGCAAAAUGUACCAUAGAUUCUAUGAGGUCAGAUCGCGACGCAUCGAUGGCUGAAAUGCAGCAGCUAAAGGCGAGAGUCAAAGAAUUGAAUGCAAAACAAAUAGCACUGAACAAGGAGAAGGCUGAGUUGGAUACAAAGAUCAAAGUGUCGGACGGAGCUGACGAUGGUAACUUGAACAUGAUGGAGGCUAACUUGAAACAACUCAGAGAUAAGGUGGACGCAGCCAAAGCUCUGGUCGAAUCUAAGAAGAACGAUCUAGAAGCCAAUCAGUCUCAGCUGAGCGAGUUAUCGGAGAAGGUGACGUCACUAGUGGACAAGUGCGAGUCGGUGUGGAAACUGUAUGAGACGAAGAGGGACGAGUACAUGAGCAGGAGCACCGCGCCCGCAGACAGCGCCUGGGGGACUGAGGCUGACUGGGGAACAUCCAACGAGGCGUGGGGAGAGCCGGCGAGUAACGAGGCCUGGGGCGACGCGCCCGCUACUAACGCCGCGGAGGUGGUUCCAUCUUCUACCACGUCAACCGCCAGAUGGCGCUGUGUGUAUGAAUUCACUGCUCGGACUGCGGACGAGCUGAGUCUACAACCAGGAGACAUGGUGAGUGAAGCGGUCGCGCCGAGAGGAGACGCGGAGCCCGGGUGGCGCUGGGGUACAGCACGGGGUCAAUCGGGUUGGUUCCCGGAGUCAUAUGUUGAAGAUAUAAACGCUGUACAGGCGUACGCCGAGGUCAUUGAACCUCUGGAGACUAAAACGCAGCUGGAAGGUAUAGCCGAGGUCCCGGAGGCUGAAAUAUCAAAUGACCUUGGAGGAGCCGUGCCUAUUGUAGAGGGAGGAGACUUCUAUAUCGCGGCGUAUCCUUACAACUCCACGGAACCAGGAGACUUGACCUUUGAGGCUGGAGAGAGGAUAGAGGUCAUGAGGAGGGAUGGAGACUGGUGGACCGGCAGGGUGGGGAUACGCACCGGCAUUUUCCCAUCCAACUACGUCACCAAGGAUACAACGACUGGAAGUGACGUCAUGUCGAGUAUACCGGAAGCGAGGGAGCCAGAACCUGUAAAGGAACUGCAAACGGUGUCCGAGGUUGCACCAGAAAUACAAGCUGAGCCCAAAGAAGCUCCCGUCGACUAUAUACAGGAACAGAAGUCAUCCACGCCGAUAUCCUCGGAGGUGGCUUCUAUAACGGAGUCAGCGGGAGGUGGUGCGGGGGGCGCUCGGCCCGCGUCCGCCGCCAGGAGGGACUCCGGCCGGGACUCCGCCACCAGGAGGAAGCAUGAGGUGGCGCAGGCACUCGCUAACUACACCGCUACCAGUUCGGAGCAGCUGUCUCUAGUGAAGGGCCAGCUUUUAGUUGUGAGGAAGAAGGCUGACAGCGGCUGGUGGGAAGGAGAACUACAAGCGAAGGGACGCGCGAGGCAGAGCGGGUGGUUCCCCGCUACAUAUGUUAAGGUUCUUCAGUCGUCGGGGCGCACCUCGGGCCGCACUACGCCCGUCAUGUCCAAAAUGGAUUCCGUGCCCACGGAAACUGUUAUAGAUAAAGUCAUCGCUCUGUAUCCAUACACGGCUCAAAACGCGGACGAACUCAGCUUCGACAAGGACGACAUUAUAGCGGUCACUGACAGGUCGCAGGACCCCGCUUGGUGGCAAGGUGAACUUCGUGGUAUGACCGGCCUCUUCCCAAGCAACUACGUCACCAAACUGGUUAACUGA